This is a messenger RNA of Dentiscutata erythropus, 780 nucleotides long. The record is from the annotation of a GenBank genome assembly. Lineage: Eukaryota; Fungi; Glomeromycota; Glomeromycetes; Diversisporales; Gigasporaceae.
AUGAAUAUUGAAAUUAGUGAAACUUAUAAUAGGUGGCCUGACAAAGAAGAGGUAGUUAAUUAUGCAAGAAGGGAUGAAGAGGAAAAUAGCCAAGUGUUGUCCCCUUUAAAUGAAGUAUAUAUGGUGGAUGAUUUUAAUUCCAUAAAAGGUAAAGAAAAGUUUUUGAUAUCCAUGUUUAAGAUGAAUUGGGAAAUGGUGCCUACAAGACCUCCAACACCUGAAAACACUAUAGAGGACAUGAAAGAGGAAGGUGUCGCUAGUAAUGAAUCAAGUAAUGAGUCAGAUACUUCUGGAAAAAAAGAACUAAAGAACGAAGAAAUAGAAACCCCUAAAUCUGAUAAUAUCAAUCAUGGGGACGAAGUAAUUGGUAUUGAAAAAGAUAAACUAGCAGCAAAUAUAAAUGGGCCUAAAUAUGUUCUAGUAAUUCUCUUUAAUAAGAUGACCUCAAAAAGGUGGCAAAAGCUAGUUUUUUGUGGACAAGUCCUCCAUUAUGGUACCAAAUUCUUUUUUUAUGAUCACCCCACUUUUCAUAACCAUAUCACUACUAAAGAGCUUAAUUUAAGAGAAGCAAUCUAUUGGGCUGACUUUUGUAGUUACCCCUUGAUUGCUAAUGACUCUGCUGACUUGGUUAAGUUAAAUAGACAAAUGCAGGAUGUGGCCUGGCAAAAUAAAGCCAGACAACAAUUCAUCCAACAGGUCGUGAUCAACUCAGGGUGUGAUUGUAGGCUUGUGGAUGAUAAUGGUAUUCUGAUAGUACCUGUAGAAGUAGAAUUAGAUUAA